Messenger RNA from Pangasianodon hypophthalmus (striped catfish), 2285 nucleotides. RefSeq names its product methionine adenosyltransferase II, alpha b (gene mat2ab). Lineage: Eukaryota; Metazoa; Chordata; Actinopteri; Siluriformes; Pangasiidae. Bases 114 to 1301 code for a protein of 395 amino acids. Gene Ontology annotation, molecular function: methionine adenosyltransferase activity; ATP binding. The record is from RefSeq and is a predicted model, not a curated record. Gene Ontology annotation, biological process: S-adenosylmethionine biosynthetic process. Gene Ontology annotation, cellular component: cytosol; methionine adenosyltransferase complex. The transcript is spliced from 9 exons.
ACGUCACGAGAGCGCGGGGCUAAAAGCUCGCGGUAGGAGCACGCGGGGCUGCUGCACGAGACCAGGGGCAUCGCGGUGAUCAUCGGAAGCACGAGGCAACCGGGAGGAUAAACAUGAACGGAGAAAUGAACGGUUUUCACAACGGCUUCAUAGAUGAAGACUGCUUUUUAUUCACCUCCGAGUCUGUGGGAGAGGGACAUCCGGAUAAGAUUUGUGACCAGAUUAGUGAUGCUGUUCUUGAUGCCCAUCUUAAACAAGACCCAGAUGCCAAAGUGGCUUGUGAAACGGUAGCUAAGACUGGGAUGAUCCUGCUGGCAGGAGAAGUGACCUCUCAUGCCACCGUGGACUACCAGAAGAUUGUCCGGGACACUGUCAGACACAUCGGUUAUGACGACUCCUCAAAAGGUUUUGAUUAUAAGACCUGUAAUGUGUUAGUGGCUUUGGAGCAGCAGUCUCCAGACAUUGCCCAGGGAGUUCACUUGGACCGUAACGAGGAGGACAUUGGUGCUGGGGACCAGGGUCUGAUGUUUGGCUAUGCUACAGAUGAAACAGAAGAGUGCAUGCCCCUCACCAUCAUGCUGGCCCAUAAGCUUAAUGCCAAAAUGGCUGAACUGCGUCGCAACGGUGUCCUGCCCUGGCUUCGACCGGACUCCAAGACCCAGGUGACGGUGCAGUAUAGGCAGGACCAUGGUGCCAUGCUGCCAGUGCGUGUGCACACUAUAGUGAUCUCAGUACAGCACGAUGAGGACAUUUGCUUGGAUGAAAUGCGCGAUGCCCUGAAGGAGAAGGUGGUUAAAGCGGUGGUGCCAUGUGUUUACCUGGAUGAUGACACCAUUUACCACCUGCAGCCAAGUGGACGGUUUGUCAUCGGCGGACCUCAGGGUGAUGCUGGAUUAACAGGUCGUAAGAUUAUUGUAGACACAUACGGAGGAUGGGGAGCCCACGGUGGAGGUGCUUUCUCUGGGAAAGAUUACACUAAAGUCGACCGCUCUGCUGCUUACGCUGCCCGCUGGGUGGCCAAGUCUCUGGUCAAAGCUGAACUCUGUAGACGUGUACUUGUACAGGUGUCCUAUGCAAUCGGAGUGGCUCAGCCUCUGUCAAUCUCUAUUUUCCACUAUGGCACAUCGAAGAAGAGUGAGAGGGAGCUGCUGGAGAUUGUAAAGAAGAACUUUGACCUUCGUCCAGGAGUCAUAGUGAGGGACCUGCAGCUGAAGAAGCCCAUUUAUCAGAGGACGGCUGCAUAUGGCCACUUUGGCCGCGACUCGUUCCCGUGGGAGAUUCCCAAAAAGCUGCAGUACUAAACUGCUGUCAGACUUUUCCCCUGAGGCCUGCUGACGUAGCCUACAGAGAAGUCUGCAUGGCUCCGGGGGGAAGGUUGGGGGGAGGGGGGGGGGGGGGGGGGGGUUGUUUAAACGUGCUUCAUACUACAGAUUUAUUCACUCAUCCAUUCAGAUUGUAAUUAAUAACCAGUGAAGAGCUGAGCAACUUCAACAGGCAACUUAGUGCAAAUCAGCAGAAAAGGCAACAUGAUAAAGAUCGAUCAUUUCUUUUCAGUCAUGAACUAUUCAAGAUUCAUCAUACUUUUUAAAAAAAUUUCUCCUAAAGACAGGAUGCAUGCACACAACCAAACAAACAGGAAAAAAAAAGCCUCAGACAAGUUUGUCUUGCUAUUCUUGUGUGCGAAUCCUUCCGUUGACAUAAUGAUGAAUUACUAAUACAGCUAAUUAUUGCUAUGCCUACGCGUAAAUCUAACCCUGCUGCAGUUUUUGUAUGAAGCAGUCUUCCUUGUGGGUGUAGCCAAAUGUCCCCACAAUGUCAAAACCAUCAGAUAAUCCUAUAUUUGUGGGGCAAAAAAAACCACACACACAAAACCAAACUUAAACUGCUUCCUUUCCUAUUCUUCUGUUCUGAUUUUAUGCAUUAUUUGGUUAUUCCUCAACCUGUGGAACCUUACAUGCAGAUAUGGUAGCUUAGUUUACAACUUUUGUCUGGUGGUCUUCAGUGGUUUCAAAAUGUACUACAAAAAACUAUGGUGCUGAUGUUCGAGGAAAAACUGUAGUGCCACCUUUUUAAAUGUAAUGGGCAUUUUCUCCAUCACGUUCACGUUCUUCUUACUUUGCCUUGUUGAGACUGAAAAAUGUCUUUUACAGAGUGUUUUACAGAGAACCUAGCUUUGCUUACAUGCAGUCUCUCUCCUGUCCCUGAGGUCUUUUACUUUAUACUCUUUAUUUUACCCCUUCCAUUUAUUUAUAUCAUUUAACAAUAAAUAUUUGGCAUUCUCCCAA